Molecule: messenger RNA, 1404 nt
Organism: Rasamsonia emersonii CBS 393.64
Lineage: Eukaryota; Fungi; Ascomycota; Eurotiomycetes; Eurotiales; Trichocomaceae
Product: Xaa-Pro aminopeptidase
Exons: 3
Coding region: 1-1404 (467 amino acids)
Molecular function (GO): manganese ion binding; metalloaminopeptidase activity
Source: RefSeq, a predicted model, not a curated record
AUGGCGUCAGUUGAUGAUAUCCUUGCGGGAAAAUAUCCUGCCAAAGCUCAUGCUCAGAAAGUUGUUGCGUUCCUCCGUCGGAAUGGAUUCGAAGGUGAUGGUGUCAUCUAUUUAGAGGCGCAAAAGACCCGUUUAAUUGAAGACAAUGACACUCCUGUCCCAUUCAGGCAGCGGCGACCGUUCUAUUACCUUUCAGGAUGCCUGCUUCCUGACUCCUACUUGACAUAUCACAUCAAUUCGGGUGAACUCACGCUCUUCAUACCGCCCAUUGACCCAGACUCAGUUAUUUGGUCUGGUUUACCCUUGUCUCCGGCCGAAGCCCAGGAGAUCUACGAUGUCGACCGUGUCCUGCUCACAACUGAAGUCAACCCGACGCUCGCCCACCUAGCGUCUCAAUGCAGCGGGAAAGCAGUCGUGUUUGCCAUUCCGGAACAGGUGUCGGAGGAGACAUCAUUUCUUCCAUUUGCCGAGACCAAUUUCUCCAUUCUUAAAAGAGCAAUUGAGGAGACACGGGUUGUUAAAGACGAAUAUGAAAUCGCGCUUAUUCGCAAGGCCAACGAUAUUUCUGCCCGGGCACACACGGCGGUGCUUAAAACAGCCAAAUCAGCUACAAACGAGCGAGAACUUAUGGCUGCGUUCAUCGGGACCUGCAUUGCAAAUGGCAGUCCCGAUCAAGCGUAUCCCCCCAUAGUCGCUAGCGGCACAAGUGGCGCAACCCUUCACUAUCAAAACAACAAUGAGCCUUUAAUUGACCCAACAACCAAGAAGAGGAAGCUUAACUUGCUCAUCGAUGCGGCUGCUGAGUAUCGAGCAUACUGCGCAGAUGUCACGCGGACGUUCCCAUUGUCCGGUAAAUUCUCACCGGAGUCUCGUGAGAUUUAUGAUAUCGUCCUACAAAUGCAGCAAGAAUCAUUGCAAAUGCUGAAGGAGGGAGUGCUGUGGGAAGAUGUUCACGUUCUCGCGCAUCGCAUUGCGAUUAAGGGCUUGCUCAAACUUGGAAUCUUACGAGGUACUGAAGAAGAGCUUUUCGAGAAAAGAAUUAGCGUGGCGUUCUUUCCGCAUGGCCUUGGACACUAUCUUGGACUGGAUACCCACGACACUGGGGGCAACCCGAACUACGAAGACAAGGAUACCAUGUUUCGGUACCUGCGUGUGAGGGGCCGACUACCGGCCGGAAGUGUCAUUACUGUCGAACCAGGUAUCUAUUUCUGUCGAUUCAUCAUCGAACCAUUCCUCAAGUCUCCUGAGCUUAGUAAGUAUAUCGACAGCGAUGUGCUGGAGAAGUAUUGGGAGGUGGGAGGCGUUCGUAUCGAGGAUAACGUACACAUCACCCGCGAUGGGUACGAGAAUCUGACAUCAGCACCAAAGAGUGCUGAGGAACUAGAGCAGUUGGUUACUGGUUGA